GUUGACCUCGCCAUUCGGGAGCAGCGAGAGGGUGCUUCGGGUGCGAAAGGAAAGACCGGCACGAGGGCCUUUAUGGCUAUUGGGGCGUUGCUAGGCGAGCAACAUUCAUUUAUGCAUGACCUAGAGUCGUUCUUCUGGGUCCUGUUUUGGAUAUGCAUUCAUUAUCAUGGGGAUGGUGAAGAUGUUGGGCCAACUGAGUUUGAUAAUUGGAACUAUGAAAGUGAUAAUAACUUAGUGCGGGCUAAAAAG
Messenger RNA from Colletotrichum phormii, 249 nucleotides. RefSeq lists its product as uncharacterized. The annotation marks the transcript as partial. The transcript has a single exon. NCBI's taxonomy places the organism in Eukaryota, Fungi, Ascomycota, Sordariomycetes, Glomerellales, Glomerellaceae. The record is from RefSeq and is a predicted model, not a curated record.